Messenger RNA from Parnassius mnemosyne (clouded apollo), 1326 nucleotides. The record is from the annotation of a GenBank genome assembly. NCBI's taxonomy places the organism in Eukaryota, Metazoa, Arthropoda, Insecta, Lepidoptera, Papilionidae.
AUGUCGCGCGCUUCGUCUCCCGCCCGAUCGGGAGCCGCAGAGGAGUUAGAAAAUGACGACAUUGAUAUUGAGCAAUUAAUCACGUUGAUGCACAGGAGACCUCCCCUGUGGGACAAAUUUAAUCCAAAGUACCACGACAGAAUAUUGAAGGCGAGAUUGUGGGAGGAAAUAUAUCAAGACAUAUAUUUUAGUUGGGAACAAUGCAGUGUUGUUGAAAAAAAACAAAAAGGAGCUGAUGUGCAAAAAAAAUGGAAAAAUCUUAAAGAUACAUACUUCAAGGAGGUGGCAGCUGAUAAAAAGGUAGUUUCGGGUCAAGCCGCAAAGAAAAAAAAAAGACCAUACAUACACAUGGGAGCACUUUCAUUUUUAGCCACUCAAAAAUCAAUGAGAGAUACGACAAAUAAUAUUAAAGACACAGAAAGCACUAACAGUAAUGCCGAAGACCUUACAAAUCAAUCCGACGAAGAUACUGACACAGAAGCUUCACGAAAUAGAAGACUUAAAACGAGCAUGCGUAAAAAGACUAAAAUUCAGAAUAAUAGCGAUGAUGAGUUAUUGAAAUUAUUGCAGGAUAAAACUUAUGAUGAGGAUGUUUCAUUUUGUGAAAUGAUCAUACCAAUGCUCAAGAAUCUCUCAACAGACCAGAAACAUUACGCUAAAAUUGAAAUUCUGAAUGCACUUAACAGAGCAACUAAAUAUUCACCACAAAAUUUUAUACCGCCUAGAGUCAGAUCCGCUAUGUCUCAAUAUCAAUCAUCAUCAUCAUCGUAUUCAUCUUACAACCCAAAUACGCCAUCACCCUACCCAAAUACUAUCCGUCAAUCUCCUUCUCCCCAAAUUUACCAAUACCCACCAUCUUUUCCUCAAUCUCCGCCUGAUCCGUCUCCUCAAACACAAUACACACCAUCUCGUAAUUCAACUGUCAUUCCUCAAUCUCCACCUGAUCCGUCUCCUCAAACCCAAUACACACCAUCUCGUAAUCCAACUGUCAUUCCUCAAACUCCGCCUGAUCCGUCUCCUCAAACCCAAUACACACCAUCUCGUAAUUCAACUGUCAUUCCUCAAUCUCCGCCUGAUCCAUCUCCUCAAACCCAAUACACACCAUCUCGUAAUUCAACUGUCAUUCCUCAAUCUCCGCCUGAUCCGUCUCCUCAAACCCAAUACACACCAUCUCGUAAUUCAACUGUCAUUCCUCAAUCUCCGCCUGAUCCGUCUCCUCAAUCCCAAUACUCGCUGUCAAAUUUUCCAAAUACUUCAUUUAAUCAUUCUACAUUCGUAGUAGAGGGGAGUGGUUUUGACAUGAAAGAUUAUAUUUUAUUUAAAUAA